UAUAAAAGUAGGAGAAAGGGGCAUGAGGUAGAAUGCAAACACUGUAGGAACAAGGUAUCUCUCUGUACUUUAAUUUGAUUAGUUUUAGCACUGCGUGUAUGCUAUGAGGACGACUAAUUUAUACAUGGCUGAAGCCCUUUCUAACCAUCCCCAUCUUCUUUGCUUGGCUGUUCAUCACAAUGAUAGUGUCUGUAAUCCUGGCUCUGUAAAGGCCCUUCUACCCUAUUCAGAUGCUUUUAGGCUUAUUGGAUGCAAUACCUGGCAAACCUUUCUGAUUUGUGUUGGAUGUCGUCCAAUGAAAACCAUAAAAACUGCCUAUGUAGCAGCUGCUCUGUUAAAGCAAGACCUUUUUGCCUGGUAACAAUAACAGCUCUUGCAGCAUUUGGCAUUAGGUUCUCUUUGACUUGUUGGCUGUCAGGCUCAAGAGCACUGGACUCCUGCAUGGUAUAGCCGGUAAUUGUCACCCUUUUAGUUUGUGCUGCUGACUUGAAGCAUGGUUGCGUCUGCCAAGUUUGUGCAUGGAGUGAGCUCAGGUGUUUGCAAGAUAAAUGGCUCAUUUAAAUUGGGAGCUACUAAAAUAUUCUCUGGCUGGCAAAUGCAGUGCCUAGCAGCAGUCAUCAAGGACGAACCAAACAUGAGCGGAGGAGGGGAACAGGUCGACAUUCUUCCGGCCAAUUAUGUGGUCAAAGAUCGCUGGAAAGUGUUGAAGAAGAUUGGUGGCGGUGGCUUUGGGGAGAUCUAUGAGGCAAUGGAUCUGCUGACCCGUGAGAAUGUGGCCUUGAAGGUGGAAUCAGCCCAGCAGCCCAAACAAGUUCUCAAGAUGGAAGUGGCUGUCCUGAAAAAGCUGCAAGGGAAGGAUCAUGUUUGCAGAUUUAUUGGCUGUGGAAGGAAUGAAAAAUUUAAUUAUGUGGUCAUGCAGCUUCAGGGGCGAAAUCUUGCAGAUCUCAGAAGGAGUCAGCCUCGAGGGACUUUCACGCUGAGCACAACGCUGCGAUUAGGCAAACAGAUUCUGGAAUCAAUAGAAGCCAUUCACUCUGUGGGAUUCCUGCAUCGUGACAUCAAGCCUUCCAAUUUUGCCAUGGGCCGCUUACCUUCAACAUAUAGGAAGUGCUACAUGUUAGACUUUGGUCUGGCCCGUCAGUAUACCAACACUACUGGUGAAGUCCGGCCACCUCGCAAUGUUGCUGGUUUUCGAGGAACGGUCCGCUAUGCUUCGGUGAAUGCACACAAAAACCGAGAGAUGGGUAGACAUGAUGAUCUGUGGUCCCUCUUUUACAUGUUGGUGGAGUUUGCGGUUGGUCAGCUUCCAUGGCGAAAGAUCAAAGAUAAGGAGCAGGUUGGCAUGAUAAAAGAGAAGUAUGAACACCGAAUGCUGCUAAAACACAUGCCUUCAGAAUUCCACCUUUUUCUGGACCAUAUUGCAAGCCUAGACUAUUUCACCAAGCCAGACUAUCAGCUAAUCAUGUCCGUUUUCGAGAACAGCAUGAAGGAAAGAGGCAUCACUGAAAAUGAAGCCUUUGACUGGGAGAAGGCUGGUACAGAUAUCUUGUUGUCCACUAGCACCUCUACUCCACCACAGCAAAACACUAGGCAAACAGCAGCCAUGUUUGGGGUGGUUAAUGUCACUCCGGUACCUGGGGACUUGCUUCGUGAGAACACUGAGGAUGUCCUACAGGGUGAACAUCUAAGUGAUCAAGAGAAUGCUCCUCCCAUCCUAUCAGGCCGGCCGGCGGAAGGUCUUGGUCAGACUCCAAACACCGCUUUCAAUGAGGCUGAAGUUUGGGAAGAGACAGAUGUGAAUCGCAACAAACUCAGGAUCAGCAUCAGCAAAACUCAGUGCAUGGUGGAAGAGGAGCAGAGAAAUGGUGUCUGCCCCAGUUCCCCUGUCCGAGUGCCUCCGGAGUCCCCUACUGCACAAGUGCGCUCCCUAAGAUACCGCCGUGUGAACAGCCCUGAGUCAGAACGCCUCUCCACUGCUGAUGGCAAAGCAGAUCUACAUGAAAGAAGAUCUCGAAUGGAUUUACCUGGCUCUCCAUCACGGCUUGUAUGCUCCUCCCAGCCAGCCCAGAUGCUGUCCAUUGAUACUGGCCAGGCUGACCGGCAGGCAAGUGGUCGGAUGGAUGUGUCUGCUUCGGUGGAACAUGAAGCCCUCAGCAAUGCUUUCCGUUCAGUGCCACUCGCAGAGGAGGAGGACUUUGAUAGCAAGGAGUGGGUUAUCAUUGACAAGGAGACAGAGCUGAAGGACUUUCACCCAGGUGCUGAGCCAAGCACCUCUGGAACCACGGAUGAGGAGCCUGAGGAACUAAGACCUAUUGAAGAGGGUGAGGAGAGAAGGCGCUUGGGGGCAGAUGCUGCAGUCAGGCCGAAGACGCAUGAUGGGCGAAGUCGGGGUAUGCAGCCUGUGACUGAGGAGGACAGUUCCCACAGACACGAAGGACCUUCUCAAACAGUAUCUGACAGUAAACACGAACAGCAAACGGGAAGUCCAGCCCACUCCCCCCUACAUUCAGCACCAGCUAUCCGACAAAGGAGACGAGAAUCUGAACCUACUGGUCCUCAGAGACAGGCAUAUAUACUGAAGUCAUUUGAAAUGAAUGGUCUGCCCAAGGCGGUGCCUUUAAGUUUGCCUUAUCAAGACUUCAGAAAAGAUGUGUCAGACUACUGGGAAAAGCCUAAGGUAUCCCAGCGGAUAAAGAAAGUUGAUUUCUCAAAUGUUGUCUUGACUGCUCCUUGCAAACCUCUGGAGUCUUAUCUGGAAAUGAAUGGAAAAGAGGAGGAGGAAGAAGACGAGGAAGAGGACGAGGAGGAGGAAGAUGAGGAGGAGGAGGCAGAGGAGGAAGGGGAUGAGAUUGACAUGCACAGCGGUUCCAGCAGCGACCUGAGUCAAAAAAGCACAGAGCGCAGCCAGGAGUGCGCACCAUCCACGCUCCUGGCUGAUGACCAGAAGGGAUCCAAGGGUCGAGCGUCCACUGCUGAUGGGGACCUGGAGCUGGAGGAAGGCUCAAAAACACUAGUGCUGUUUUCACCAGGUGAUCUGAAAAAGUCCCCGGUGACCACAGACUUGGCUCCAGAAGUUGAUCUGGGCACUCUUGCUGCACUGACACCUCAGAGCGAGCGGCCACAGCCUAUGGGUAGCCAACUGGAUGUAUCCGAGCCAGGGACCCUGUCCUCAGUCCUUAAAUCUGAACCAAAGCCUCCCGUGGCAGUGGCUACAGCUUCCUCCCCCUUUACCAAAGUUGAGCGCACAUUUGUUCAUAUUGCUGAAAAGACCCACUUAAAUGUCAUGUCUUCCAGCGGCCAGCUGAUGAGGCAUGAGGAAUACUGCCCUCCAGGCCAGUUUGAGGAGGUCAUUGUCGAAGAAGAGCUGGAGGACAACCUGGCGCUGGUAGAGAAUGGAAGCAUACAUUCGGGGCUAGAAGGGGCAGAGACAGAGAGCUGCGCGCUUUCGGCAAAUCCCAUUGAAACCACCUCAGAGACAGUGGGGGAGCAGCUGGCCCUUCCCAACGGCGUAGCGAAGCCUCCCGAGGACAAGCCGGAGCUCUCCGACAAAGUGGCACUCUCACUGGAUUUGGAAGAGCCUGGCAAGGUGGUUACGAGGGAGCCCGACCUUGAGAAGUCAGCGGCGGUGGGAGAACACCUUAAGCGAGCAGAGACCCUCCUCGACACGCUGCAGCAGGGCCCCAGGAGACCUCUGAGCUCCAGGUAUAGAAGUCGGAUACCCAUCUUGUUCUCCGAGGAGGACACCGGCUCAGACCUUUCAACUUCACUCUCGGCCAAAGAGAGGCUUUAUAAGAGGGCAAAGCAACCCGACUUGGCUCGCCUAGUGAUGGAGAAGAGGCAAAACCGCCUCCUUCGGCUGGCCUCGGGGGCUUCCUCCUCAGCGUCCUCCAGCGAUGAGAGGCGGCGGGCCUCGGAAACGCUCUCGGCCACUGGUUCUGAGGAGGACACCCACGACUCUGACGACUCCAUCCCAAGGAAGGCAGGGAAGGAGAAGGCCGCCCUCCUGGGGAAGGAAGAGCGACCCAUAAGCACAAAGAGCAGAAUUCCUCGGCCCAUCACGCCAGUGAAAACACCAGUAGAGGCAGCAAAGUCUGAGAGCUCCAUGGCCGUCGCCAUGGCAGUGCUAUGUAGCUCCCCGCAGGACGCGGCUGUUGCCUACAGGCUUCAGGCACAGAGACCAGCUGGAAGCGUCCCAAACGAGUGCCGAGCAACGCAGAUACAAAGUCGGCUUCCUCUUUCGCCGAGCUCCACUUCUUUUCCUCCACGGAGCAGCUCGCGGAGGUCCAGCUGUGCAUCCCCUCGGAGCCCUGUCCUUCCUUCAAGAAACCCCAGUGCUUCCCCAAGAAGCCAGCUGCCGCCUCGGAGGGAAAGUCCUUCUCCCUGCCGACAGCAUAAGCCAGGGACUGCUCUUCAGCGAGUUCCUCCUUCUCCCCGACCUCAGCCCCCAGCUCCGGCCCCGGGGCCGACAGGAGAAUCCCUGCCCUCUCCUGGUGUGGCCAAAAAACGACAAAGAGGAAAAACCCAGACUCAGAGUCCAGCAACCAAAGGAAAGCAGGUGUCCCUGGAAAGUAAGGCAGCUGCCAGAUAAUGAUCUUCUUCUGCCAGCCCGACAGACUGGGUAACUUCUGCAUAUAGUAUACACUUGAGAUGCUGCAGCACAGCCUUCCAUGCUGGACCCACGAGUGUAUAGCAGUAGCUGUACUUCAAUGCUUCACUCACUCUCACCCCACACCGUCGCAAAUCAGCUCCCACGGGCCUGAGAGCCUCUGAGCCACGGAGCCUUCUUCAAGGGAGACAUCCAGCCCGCAGCUCACGCUUGCUAAUGCACAGCACCAAGCAGCGACCCAGGCAGCCUGCCUAGUGCCUGACCCUCCUCCCUCCCCAGGCAUUCCCCUCUCUCUGUUAGCAAUACCAGCCGCCAACACCGACCCUGGCUUUGGAAAAAGGAGCGGAGGUGACGAGGGCAAGGCCUGCUGGAGAGGAAGGCUCCUGUCCCGCAGGCAGCUCCCUCCUGUCUCCGUGCCGGGAAAAACGCCAGCCUUGGCCGCCACCAUCUACCUGAGUGUUGGCUCGCCUCCUGCCACCUGUGUUAGCAAGGGAUUGUCACCAGCUUAGCCAAGAGGGAUGGAUGCGUCCUUGUGUGCCGAGAUAAGAGCAGGGGCAGGGUGGAGGGGGCUUUUCUCUUCUUUCCAGAGAUGCCUCUGCAGGUGGGAAUGGGAGACAGGCGGGUCUUGCUGGAUGCUCCUACCUGCUCCGGUGUGGCCCACGGAGGAGGCCGUCUGGCAUUGCUGCUCGGCGACGCUGCUGCUGUUUCGGCAGACGCCUGUGCGGUGGGUAUUUAGAUGGAAGUAGGGAUGUAUUAGCUUGCUGGGAAGUCAAGAGCCCUUGCUAACUGGUGUAGAAGGGAGCACACUGCAGCCGCUUCUGUCUCAAAUACCAAACUGUGAUCUGUGGAGACCACAUCUCCCAACACGGGUGGUUCCUCUUGACCCGAGUGUGGUUGGUGCCACAGACCUGUAGUCCACCAAACACAGCUCCAUCCUGAAGAUGUGAAUAGUCACUGGAUGCCUUUAGCUUGGGUGCCCCUUGCACCUAAAUUCCUUGUGCUUUAUUGUCACGCUCUUGGUGUUUGUGAAUUUUGGCACUGUGGUUGAAAGUUCCCAUACACGGCAGGGUGGGAAAUUAUUAGCCUGUAGUAUACUCAAAAGCUGCUGCUUUGCGAGGAGAGGUUUGCUGGCACGCCGUGGGUACCUUGCGCAUUUCUAUCCGAGAGUACAGUGGGUUGAGUUGCAGAGGCAGGGUUUAUGUCUUUCUCAGUGCUCAGCUCUUCCACACGUUGCGUGAGAACUAACAAUGUGAACAUAAAAGCAAGUAAUAUUAUCAGAGCAGAAGCUUAGCGCUCAGCUAGAACUAAACCAACCAACUUUUUAGCCCCCAGACUAAUUAGGAGGGUUUGAAAAUGAAAGCCAGGAGGACUGAUAUCCAUCUGGGCUUGAUGAGAUCUUGAAGUGGUCACAAAAUUCUCCCCGCACCUCACAGGGGGAAACACUCCAGACCCAAAUACUUGGGGCUUCACACCAUUGUCAUGCCUAAAAGAGGCUUUGCAUGAGGCAGAACAGAAAUAUGGCUGCUCUGUACACCCAUUCCCACAGCUGCAACUAGCUGCAAAUAUUUACUAUUUGCAGACAACAAAGCUUGAUAGAGGAAUCUGGGCAGUGAUAACUUUGAUUCAUUUGAACAUAGAUACAGUCACACUGAUGGCCAUCGAGUCCGAGUAAUCCUGAAGUUGUUCACAUCUACAGGAACUGUUCUGGAAAGGAGCAUGAGAGCUGUGACGGGGUAGCUGGGAGAAAAGGGUACUCCUUGGACAUCUGAACAGGGAAAUGUCUAGAAAUAGGUGACAGGAAUUGCCUCUUUAUAUGACAGUCUCAGUGUUAUCAAUGCUAAGAAUUUAUUUCAUUUAGCUCAAAGUGCUGUUUUCCAUUGACGUCGUUCACCCUGGUAGAGUAAGAAGCACAGCUUCUAGUCUAAAAACAUGCCCUCAUCUUUGCAGAGAAGCAUUGGGACCUCCAAGGUCAGGUUGUGGUUUGAUGGACUGAGCUGAUGUUGCCACCAAAAGCAGUGGUCCCUCCAAGUUCCAGCUGCUUCGUUGCACUAUCCCACCCCCUUACGCUGGGGCAGCUAUUUGGCGAAGCGGCUGGAAAUGCUGAUCCAGCAUGACACCAAGCACUCUGGUUUGCUGGUUUGGUUUUCAUCUGGUUCAGUUCAUCAGUCUGGUUCAGCAUCUGGUCACACAACAGAAGUGGGGAAAGGAGAGGACAGAGAGUGUGACCACUUCUUCUGGUGGCACUAUAACUUCAUGUGAGUUUGAAUUGUGGGUCAAACUACAAUCUAAAUAUGCCCUGCAUGUUUAGAAACUAGAAAACAGAAUAAACCCAAGAAAUAAAUUCCAGAAAUAUAAACCGUAAUGGCACUCCUAUUAAUCCGUCGGGGGAACCAUUCAUUUUAGAGUGCUCAGAUGGUAAGACUUUGUCGUGAAGCCUUUACCAGAUGCUCCAUCCAGGUCUUAGAUGCACAUGCCAAAAAUGACAUUGAAAGAGCUUGGAAAGAGGGCUACAGGACUAUUAACAGGGUUAGCAAACCUGCCUUAUCAUGGGAGGCCAAUAAAGCACAAUCAAUGUAUUUAUUCAAGAGAAAGUUUAGAGGAGAGUUUUCCAUGGCCCAGGUAUACCCAUGUCAGGAAGGAAGCUCCAAGGCAGAGAUCUUCCAUCUAGCACAUGAAAACAGGGAAGACGGAGUAGCCGAGAACGGCAGAUGAAGAAAUCAGGCAGGCUUUUAGUUGCGAAGCGACUGUCCAGUGAAAUCUUUCACAGGAAUGUGUGGACUUUUUCUUAUUAAAAGGUUUUCUGAGAAACCUAGCUGUCUUCUAAGAGGUCUUCCUACCAUGACCCAACCACAAGUAGCAGGCAGGAUGCUGGUGACACCAAGGUAUCCUCUCUCUUUGUGGUGCAGUAGAUUCCUGGUCCUGCCAGACAGGUGCCAAAGCUGUCACACGUUGGAGAGCCACCAGACGGGUCCCGCAGGUUUCGGAAAGCCAGUGAAAGAUUUCCAGCACAGAAAAUAACAAGCCGUUCCCAGUGUCGUUUGACAGGGCUGGGCUGAAGGUGUAGCUGGGUCUACAGAGACCUAGGACUGCCGUGAAUUGUCUCUCCUCGUGGUUGUGCUACCAGGCUCCCUGCCCCAGCACAGCCCUGCUUCCCAGCUGUCCCUGGCACGGAUGGGAGCAGGAAAGUGCGUCAACAGCGUGGUGCCCCGCAGCCCGGUCAUUUUGGAUGAGAGUGGGCUACACCAUCAGGUGUGAUGGCAGUAGAAGUUGGCUGACCGCAGCAAUGCUUUCUCCCCAGAAAGCCUGCCCGGGAGCUGCCGGGUGCUGUCACUGAAAGGUUUCCGAGGGUUGUUCUUGCAAGCCCUGACUGUCCAACAGGUUUGGGUCUCUGGACCUUCUCCCCUUCCUAGUGGCAAGUGAUGCUGUGAUCUUGGCUGGAUGUCACAUUGCCUCUUUCAUGCCUUCACUGAAGUUAUUUUUAACAGAAGCUUCGGUGCUGGGCUCUUCCAGUCAAGCGGAUAUCAAGAAUUUGCUAACAAGAGGUGACCCUCAGAGCUGUGUUUCGCUGGCAGAGCCGGUCACAGGGUGCUGCCUGGCCCAGGCACGCUCGUAAGCCCCCAUGUUAGCAGCCCACGUGCUGCAGGAGGUGAUGGUUGAUCCCUCUUUCAGGUGUCAGCAGAGGGACUCGGAAAAGCCCCUGCCAUGCAGGUGCUGCUCUGGAUCUCCUCCCUGGCUCCGCUUCUCAAGGUUUUGCCCUUUAGUUGCUCAGUGGUGAGCGUGACCUCAGGGUUCUCCUGUCACUGGGGUGCUCAGCACACCCUGGUUGCAGGAGUUUCCAUUCCUCUUGUGUGUCUCUCUGGAGGGAUUUUCUGGCAGGCAGGUAGACCAGCAGUGAUGCUGUCUGCUAGCGUUACUGUGAAAACACCUCUGCCAAAGGGUCAACAACUCCUCUGUGCCCUCUCGUCCUCUCUUCUUCCUCCAGGGAGGCUGGAAGGGCACCUGCCAUAGCCGGAGCAAAUAUGGGAGAUCAUGUCUGGGGGCAGGAAGGGAUGAGGCCUGUGAUGUUAGGGAGAAGUUAGGUGGUUAAGGGAUGCCAGACAAUCCAGUCUGGCAUCGUAGGACAUGGUGGGCUGUCCCAUCCCAGAAGGACGGCAGAGGCAAGACCCUGCUGUUCUCUGCCAUGAAACAUGGUGUGCAAGUCAAGCCUCAAGGACACGUAGGGCUGCUCAAACACUGCUGGUGGUGUGCGGCUGCUUCCUUGCUUCACUGCAAAGAAGAGAAGAUCGAGCUGACCAGAGCAGAGGAAACGGCUAGGAAGAAUAAGGAAAACUGUUUGGGGUCGGGGGAGGAGAAGCAGGCUUCCCAGCAGUUUCCCAUUUUUGCGGGAAUUUCGGGGAACAGCCUGACACUAUGUGGUUUCCCAUCGGUGUCUUUGCUGCAGGGUCUGUCCUGGCCGGCUGCAGAUGGUUGUGCCCGUGUGUGUUUUGAGGGACAGGCUGCCACCGUGCUUGCAUCAGUGCGUGCGUGUGCUUGGGUGGCAAGAACCGAUAGGACUUGUUCAGGGGAGCGUUUUGGGGUCCUGUGUGUAUUGGGACCAUAAGUGUCUUUGGGAGCGCCUGGUAUCAUACGAUAAAGCAAACGCUCUGCUGAGAGUUUCACUUUGCUGGGGUCUGCAAAGGUCCCGCCUGCUUUCUUAGCUGCCAGCUGAGAAGAUGGCACGCUGGCUGGUAAAAAUGAGUCAACGGCUGCUGUCUGGCCAGGAGAUGUUUGCAAAGAAACAGGGAUACAGGGAGGAUGUGCCAAGUGGCAAAUCUGAAAGACAGUUCUCAGCGCUAAGCUAGUGUGACGACAGGUUAUAUGAGCAGAGGGAGCAAAAGGACCGAUGGCGAAUCAGAUUAAUGCUGUGGAGGGGCUUGGACACAUGGAUGGAGCUGCUUAACUGACCCGGCUGGUUGGCAGCACAAACACUUCUGCUUGUCUUGGUGCAAAAGGUGUUUUGGUAGCAGACCUCUCUGAGUCAGUUGUGCUUGGAAUCUGUGAGAGGCAGGAGACUUUGCUUGCCCUUUCUAAGUAAAGAAUAUUAUAAUAUAUAUAUUAUUAUAACAAUAUAAUAUAAGUAGUGCCCAUUAUAUAUAGUGGCUAAAGGUUGAAAAGGAUCCUGCUACCUUCAAAGAAGUGCCCUGACGCUAUGUGACUUCUGAUGUGUGCAGGACUGACUGCUGUGUGCGGUGGAUGUGGAUGGAGGAACAGGGUACCACUCUACCAAAGCGCAUGUGAGCUAUGAGGCUCCACUCGCCUGAGCAUGAACCGGGGGCAAAACACCCCAGCUUGGAUGGUUGGCAGCCGUCAUGCUUGCCAUCAGAGUUGUAGUAACUGGUGGGCUGCCACACAUCUUUGUGUGGCAUGGAUCGGGGUCUGGAGAGUCCCUGCUCACAUAGCUGCCCUUGACUAACACAAGCAUGGUUUGUUUGCUCAUGAAACGCUUCAAUCCAAAGCAAGUUGUGUUGGGGCAAGAAAAUCCUUGAUGUUUCUCCUUUCCAACAUGGAGGUAUUUUCUCAGUGUAGAUCCUCUGUAAGAAGAUGGCUAAGUAUCUAUUGAUAGCCUGACCAGCUCCAGUAGCAGCUCGAUGGUCCCUUAGCACACUUCUUCUCUGUAUAGUUUACUGACCCAUGGCAUGAUCCCACCACUAUUCCAUGUGCACAGACACCGAUGCCCACCUACGGCCUUGCCCCACACAUCAAUCAACUGCAGUUAUAUUAACCUUGUGAACACAGUAAAAGUCCAUGUUGUGGACAUGAGUUUGGUUUCAAAUGCAUUUCUUCCGGCUUAACUGAAACAUGCCUGUGCUGCAGCAGCGCUAGGCUGGUUUCACAAAGCACACGGGGACCGCUUGGGAAUUUGCAACCACCUUCGAUUCCAUCUGUUUGCCAGCUACUCCGACAUCUGCACACAAGGGAGAGAGCUUGGGCUCCUGUCCAGGCCCUUUCCUCUUGCGGUGCGUGCCUGUACCACUGAUACUGGGUGGGUGUCCAUGGGCUCCCAAGGUCCUCUACAAAACCCUGAAUGGUUCUUUUGCUCUUCCUCAGCCUGUUGCUGCGCUCUGCGGGGCUGGGACCAUGCUGAUAGUAACGGCAGAGCCAGCUGACGUUAAGACAGGUUGGCAGAAUCUCCAUGAGCAUUGGGGUUGGUAUCUUUGUGAGGCCAGAGAAUAGCCCUGGUUGCAGGCUGUGGUGAGCUGUGAUCCCAAGUAGAGCCAGAAUCCCAUGGAACGACAGUGAUUGGUACCCCAUAACUCUCCAGUCCCCUCAUGCCUAAUAUACCUCCUCUAGCAAAUCUUGUCUCCAAAGUCACUGUGUACUCCCUGCGGGUCAGUCCCUCUCUGGGGGGCUUGAAGCCCUCCUGGAUUUCUGCAAAGCUUGGGGCAGAUUUGGCCGCCAACCUAUGCAGCAGGCCCUGCACCAUGCAGGCUGGUGCUCUGGGUUAUAAGGAGGAACAUUAUCCCUUUUAUUUCUGGAGCUGCAAAUGUCUGGAAAGCAGGUUUGAAGUACGCAUUGAUGCCCUCUGUGCUAAAAGGAGGAAGGGAGCUACCACAGCAAAUCCAGAUGUGGGUUCCUGGUAUGGACCAAGGUGAGAACUCCUCCUGCUCUUAGCUCCUAAAUCAGAGGGGGCUGCAGGGGGCAGAUCUCUGCUUUGGCGAGGGUACUGCUGGUCUAGUAUCAGCACGGGGCUUGCCAGUAGCUGCUCUGCCUCUGGUUUGCCUCGUAUUGCCUCCGAGCGCAAGGAGGUCCGACGCAAGGUCGCUGGAGGAGGCAGGGGCUGACGUUUACUCAGCACUUUGGGUAAAUGGCUGCCGGGGUGCAAGGCAGAGGCUCUCGGACCAUCGCCUGCGGAUGGUGUGAUGAGCUCUGCAGGACGUGGGGGUUUAGGCGAGGAGUCCAGGUGUAACAGUGUGCGUGAAAACCAGUGUCAGCGACACCGCUGUGCUAUGGGACCUGGGCUGCUUCUUCUCCGGACAGGAAUUGGAGCUGGAAACGCAGAUAAUUUUGUAUAUCUCCUUUUAACACGAUAGCAUGUGACUCUACACUCGGACAUUGUAUCUGGCACACCUACGUUGUUUUCCUUUGCCUCUGGCACAGUCUGACAAAGUCUUUUGGCCUGGAGACAGGACUUCUGCUCCUUGGUACUGCCUGCCUGGAAAUGCGACUGGGUCCCAAGGCUAAAUCUCUCUACAUAUCUUCUUUGCAUUCUUUAGGAAAGCAGCUGGAGAAUGUUUACACACUGCAAACAGAAUGUACGACUCCGACCGAGGAACCACAAUCCGGUUCAACUGCAUGGCAAAUUUCUUGGCCAUAAAAUCUGGCAUGCAUCACAGAGGCCCUGUCUGUGUACAGAUCCACCUGGCAUUUGUCAUAACUUCUUUAAGAUCACGUCUUAAAAAAAAAUAAAUGAUGAUGCCAUUUCUUGUUCAUAUCAGACACAGUUGUCAUUAGAUUUGUUAUUAAAAGGGGAUUCUUGAUCAUGCCAUUAAAAGCCUGUCUACCUUUU
This is a messenger RNA of Aquila chrysaetos chrysaetos, 12152 nucleotides long. It is a transcript of the gene TTBK1, whose product is annotated as tau tubulin kinase 1. The record is from RefSeq and is a predicted model, not a curated record. The transcript has 15 exons. Lineage: Eukaryota; Metazoa; Chordata; Aves; Accipitriformes; Accipitridae. Bases 494 to 4588 code for a protein of 1364 amino acids. Gene Ontology annotation, molecular function: protein serine/threonine kinase activity; ATP binding. Gene Ontology annotation, cellular component: nucleus; cytoplasm. Gene Ontology annotation, biological process: peptidyl-tyrosine phosphorylation; signal transduction; peptidyl-serine phosphorylation.